AAAAAAAAAGGCACUACGGUCUACGUAUUAAAUUAUUUACAAAAAUGCCGCCAAAGCUUACUGCCCGUACACUUGCUCUGCCCGUCGUCUCCUUCACUGGAGCAUGCCUACUACUCGCCUACACUCGGACGUCCAUGAUGGUCGCGCGCCGAGUGACACAGCGCAACGCCGGCACCAACAAUACGCUGAAAUCGUACUUUGGCCCGAAUGACCGUCCAUCAAGGUUCGAUGGCCUGCGAGCCUCUAUGAGAUCUUCUGAUCCUUAGAUGACAAUAGCAUUCUCGAUAUCUUGUCUAUCCCAUAGCUCCACUGUAUCCAACUAGGGAACCAGCUUUCCCAUAGUUAACAUCACCGAAUUCGAUUCACCUUUGUCCGUAUCUGCGGGAC
Molecule: messenger RNA, 387 nt
Organism: Xylona heveae TC161
Lineage: Eukaryota; Fungi; Ascomycota; Xylonomycetes; Xylonales; Xylonaceae
Exons: 2
Coding region: 45-266 (73 amino acids)
Source: RefSeq, a predicted model, not a curated record